CUUCCCUGGGUUUUUACUGCCAGAUUAUCAUGCUGUGCUCUGCUGUCAGAGUAGGCCUGUGUGCAGCUCACUGCAGAUUUCUUACCGGGCUCAAAACCUUACACUUUAAACAACUCCACAACAUGUCUCACUUUAAACUCCCCGUGACUCUGCUGGGCUCCAUGGCGUUUGGAGGACGCGCGGACGCGUACCUGAGCGCGCAAAUGGUGCAGGUAUUCACUGAGCGCGGGCACAAUGAGCUGGACACUGCAUACAUGUACAAUGAUGGACUGUCAGAGACCAUCAUAGGUGGUCUGGUGCUUCCUAAAACAGUUAGAAUUGCCACUAAAGCAAACCCCUGGGAUGGCAAGACACUCAAACCUGAAAGUGUUCGUCAUCAGCUGGAAACUUCUUUGAAGAGACUGCAGACUCAGUGUGUGGAUCUCUUUUACCUGCACGCGCCAGACCACCAAAACCCCAUUCAAGACACAUUACAGGCCUGCAAUGAACUCUAUAAAGAGGGCAAAUUCAUGGAACUGGGCUUAUCAAACUAUGCAUCAUGGGAAGUGGCCGAAAUCUACUGUAUCUGCAAACACAAUAACUGGGUGCUUCCUACUGUAUAUCAAGGCAUGUACAACGCAACCACACGACAAGUGGAGACUGAGCUGUUGCCAUGUUUAAGAUACUAUGGCAUGCGUUUCUUUGCGUACAAUCCCCUGGCAGGUGGGCUUCUCACUGGGAAGUAUCACUAUGAAGAUAAAGAUGGAGAUCAGCCCGCGGGUCGAUUCUUUGGCAAUAACUGGGCAGGUGCUUACAGGGACAGGUACUGGAAGGAGAGUCAUUUUCAGGCCAUAGAUGUUGUUGGGAAAGCUCUUGAAGCAGCAUAUGGCUCAGAGAAACCGACACUGACAUCAGCUGCUAUACGCUGGAUGUACCAUCACUCUCAACUCAAGGGAGAUCUGGGUGAUGGCGUCAUUAUCGGGAUGUCCACCAUGGAUCAGUUGAAUGAAAACCUGGCGGCAGCUGCAGAAGGUCCACUUAAACAGGAAGCUGUGGACGCUUUCAAACAGGCCUGGGAUUUAGUGGCUCACGAAUGUCCAAACUACUUCCGUUAGACACUACCAUAACACCAAGAG
This is a messenger RNA of Xyrauchen texanus (razorback sucker), 1115 nucleotides long. Its product is annotated as aflatoxin B1 aldehyde reductase member 4-like. NCBI's taxonomy places the organism in Eukaryota, Metazoa, Chordata, Actinopteri, Cypriniformes, Catostomidae. Bases 30 to 1094 code for a protein of 354 amino acids. The transcript is spliced from 7 exons. The record is from RefSeq and is a predicted model, not a curated record.